Molecule: messenger RNA, 2159 nt
Organism: Homalodisca vitripennis (glassy-winged sharpshooter)
Lineage: Eukaryota; Metazoa; Arthropoda; Insecta; Hemiptera; Cicadellidae
Exons: 10
Molecular function (GO): RNA binding
Source: RefSeq, a predicted model, not a curated record
UUUUGAUUGAAUCGUGUUUAGUGAGGGACUGUGUGUUAGUGUACUACUCAGUAUUGACUUGGCAUUAUUUUGUUUUGAGUAUUAUUUGUUAUGCCCGUAGGUUAUUUGGAUUGAUUUGCUGGUGAAUAUUGCUCAUUGUGAAAGGAUUAACAGUAAUAAAUUAUUAGUUUUAUCAAGAAAUUUUUAAAAGCGCUGUAAACAUCAAAAUAUUCAAUUAUUUGCCCAUACAAUAUGAGAGGAAAUCAUUCAAGAGAUAAUGAUAGAGUUUUCAAAACAUGACGAUCCACCUCACUCCAGACUUUUUGUCGCAAAUAUUAAACAAGUUUCUGAGGAAGAUCUUAGAGAUGCAUUUGGAAAAUAUGGAGAUCUCGAAGAUGUGUGGAUCUGCAAGGAUAAAAAUACAGGCGAGCGGAAAGACAUUGCAUUUAUUAAGUUCUCCAAGACCUCAGAUGCAGCUCGUGCAAUGGAAGGACUUAACGAAAAGACUAUAGAAGGAUGUACAAGACCUCUUAAAGUUAGAAUUGCGCUAUCACGAGAUCAGUCCAAUGUCGGAGGAAAGGGAGAUGAUAUGGAACGACUGUUGAGACUCUUUGUUGUUGUUCCCAAGACUAUGACUGAUCAGGACAUCACCAAUGAAUUCAAGCAAUAUGGAGAACUAGAUUAUGUUUCCGUUGUCAAAGAUCGUGAGACCAAAGAGAGCAAAGGCUACGCUUUUGUCAAAUAUAUGAAGUGGAAUCACAUCAUCCAGCUCUCGAUAUUACCGUUCCAUGUUUCAGACCAGUCACUGAUAAUAACAGGACCCAUAUCUACGACUUUAGGAGGAGUGAUCUGUUUUGAGAUAUUUAGAGUGAUUCAGGGUUGGCCGUAUCCGGAACUGAGCAACGUGAUGGGGGAUGGUGUGGAGACAGCAUUCAUUGAUUUUUGUGGUUCUCUCAGUGGGGUGAUCAGGGACUUGACCCCCACGAAAGUACUUGGAAAACGCAACUUCCCUUGUUGGUUUUCAUUAGAGCUGAAGGCACUAGUCAUUUUGAAAAAGAAGCUGCACGUCAAGUUCAAAAAGUCAUUAAAAGACUCUGACUACUUGGAAUUUCGUAGUGUUCGUGCAAGGUGUAGGACUCUAUCCGCCUCCUGUUACAGGGACUAUAUACUUCGUAUUGAAAACUCCAUACCAAGCAAUGUGAAGGUCUUCUGGGGACACAUCAGGAAUAUGAAACGCAAGUCUUCAGCACUUUCCAACCUGUACCUUGACAACGUGACAGCGGACACCCCUAAAGGCUCCCACAAACACUUCCAGUUCCUUUGGAGCUGGAAACCUCAUUCCAUCUGUCAGGUUUUUCACAUCUCAUGUGAAGAAGUGGAGGAGACAUUAGCUGGGCUGGAUGAAAGGAAGGGCGCGGGGCCAGAUGGGAUUCCCCCAGUAGGUAUCAGAUGCUGCCACCCGGCCUUCGAAGAGUGUGACCGAAGCUUCAAGGCAGUAUUCGCCCGCCCUAAGGAGCAGGAUUAUCAGCGGAAGGGAGGCCCACAGGAUCGUCACAUGGACCCCUUCGACCGUUCAUUCAACUCCAGUCAAGGCAACUCGUAUGCCUCCAUGCAGCAAUCUUCUCCUACCCCUCUCAUGGAUAUGGGCGGCUCGUAUAGCCAUCAAGGCUAUGGCAAUAAUCCAAGCCCUAUGGACAUGGUUAACAACUACGCCCUGGCCAGUCGACCUGAAGCGACAAGACUCAUCGCGCUUGUGUCUGCACAACUCAGUGAGGAGCAGGUUGAGCGCUUGUUUGACAUCGUUCCAGGUCUCAAGUAUUGUCAGUUCCAGUUACAAGCAGUGAACGAUGUGUCUAACUACAAUCGCACACCACUGUUGCGAAAAGUCCUCCUGGAAUAUGUGAAUCCAAAUGCUGCUUCUUAUGCGCUGGAGAAAUUGCACGGCUUCGAGUAUCCUCCAGGAAAGAAGAUUGUCGUUAAGUCUGAAUUCGACCAACGCAAUGACAGCCUGAUGGGAGGUGUGACUGGUAAGAGAGAUGCAAUGGGACUUGUUGCUGCUGCCACCCCAGAGAUCACCCAGGAACUUGCCACUCUGACCAAAGCACUGGCUGAAGCCACCAACAUGAUCAAACUCCAAGUCGGAGGAGCUCUGGCAGGUGUCAGGAUGGGUGGCAGUCAAA